Hevea brasiliensis (rubber tree) is the source of this 1770-nucleotide messenger RNA. RefSeq names its product aldehyde dehydrogenase family 2 member B7, mitochondrial-like. The record is from RefSeq and is a predicted model, not a curated record. The transcript has 11 exons. Bases 1 to 1611 code for a protein of 536 amino acids. Gene Ontology annotation, molecular function: aldehyde dehydrogenase (NAD+) activity. Lineage: Eukaryota; Viridiplantae; Streptophyta; Magnoliopsida; Malpighiales; Euphorbiaceae.
AUGGCUUCUAGAAAGCUCUCCUCUCUCCUCUCCCUUUCUUCCUGUUUUUCUUCUUCUUCUUUUGGUAACCCUUCAUCCUCCUCUCAUGUCUCCGUGUGCAUCAGUAGGUUUACUACAUUUGCUUCAAUUGAGAAACCCAUCAAUCCUUCUGUUAAGAUAGAACACAAUCAACUUCUAAUCGAUGGAAAAUUCGUUGAUGCAGCAUCAGGAAAAACAUUCCCAACAUUGGAUCCUAGGACAGGAAAUGUAAUAGCCCAGGUUGCUGAAGGUGAUGCUGAAGAUAUAAACCGAGCAGUCUCAGCUGCUCGCAAAGCAUUUGAUGAAGGACCAUGGCCAAGAAUGACCCCUUAUGAACGAUCAUGCAUCCUGUUGCGAUUUGCUGAUUUGGUUGAAAAGAACAUGGACAAAGUUUCAGCACUUGAAACUUGGGAUAGUGGAAAGCCUUAUGACCAGGUUGCAAAUGUUGAAGUACCAAUGUUGGUACGUCUCAUCCGAUAUUAUGCUGGUUGGGCUGACAAGAUUCACGGUCUCACACUUCCAGCUGAUGGAUCGUACCAUGUGCAAACAUUGCACGAACCUGUUGGUGUUGCAGGACAGAUCAUUCCGUGGAAUUUUCCUCUUGUAAUGUAUGGUUGGAAGAUUGGCCCUGCAUUAGCGUGCGCUAAUACAGUUGUUCUGAAGACAGCAGAGCAAACGCCAUUGUCUGCUCUUUAUGUGACAAGCCUGUUGUAUGAGGCUGGGCUUCCUCCAGGUGUUCUAAAUGUGGUCUCUGGCUUUGGUGCUUCUGCUGGUGCACCUCUCUGUAGUCAUAUGGAUGUUGACAAGAUUGCAUUCACAGGAUCAACUGAGACCGGUCAGAGAAUACUUGAAAUGGCUGCAAAGAGUAAUCUCAAGUCAGUGACUUUAGAGCUUGGAGGAAAAUCUCCUUUUAUCGUGUGCGAGGAUGCUGACAUUGAUCAAGCUGCAGAGCUUGCACAUUUUGCUUUGUUCUUUAACCAGGGUCAGUGUUGUUGUGCUGGGUCUCGGACAUUGGUACAUGAACGCGUGUAUGAUGAAUUUGUAGAGAAAGCAAAGGCUUGUGCUUCAAAACGUGUAGUUGGAGAUCCAUUUCAGAAGGGGGUUCAACAAGGUCCUCAGAUUGAUGAGAAACAAUUUCAGAAGAUCCUUAAGUACAUAAGGUCUGGUGUUGAAAGUGGUGCUACACUUGAAAUUGGAGGUGAUAGAUGUGGCUCUAAGGGCUAUUAUAUUCAGCCAACUAUUUUUUCAAACGUUAAGGAUAACAUGUUGAUAGCACAGGAUGAGAUCUUUGGCCCAGUACAGACCAUCUUAAAAUACAAGGAUCUUGACGAAGUCGUUAGAAGGGCAAAUGCUACUCAAUAUGGAUUGGCAGCUGGAGUUUUCACUCAGAACUUAGCCACUGCCAACUUCUUAAGUCGUGCAUUACGAGUUGGAUCAGUAUGGAUUAACUGCUAUGAUGUUUUUGAUGCUGCAAUUCCUUUUGGUGGAUAUAAGAUGAGUGGCCAGGGCAGAGAAAAGGGUAUUUACAGCCUUAGCAACUACUUGCAGAUUAAGGCUGUUGUCACUCCUUUGAAAAACCCAGCAUGGCUGUAAUCUCUUCCUACUUCUAGCUUUCCAUUUUGACAAUUGUCAAAGAUGAACAUCCAUUUGAUAAAGCUUAACAUUUUAGUUAAUAAAAGCAACCUAGUAUUGUGAAUAUCUAUGCUUGAAAAAACAAAAUAUCUUGUCUUCAGCUUAAGUGUUCUAUGGAAG